Molecule: messenger RNA, 2358 nt
Organism: Seminavis robusta
Lineage: Eukaryota; Bacillariophyta; Bacillariophyceae; Naviculales; Naviculaceae
Source: the annotation of a GenBank genome assembly
AUGGCCGAGAAAUCUACCAGUAAACCAAUUGCUGUCCUCGUUACCAGAGAGGCGUUCACCUUUCGAUCGAUCGAGGAAGCCAGUGACCAGCUCCAGAAAAUCCCCGACAUUAGCAGCAAUCUGAAAUCUCAAGUUGAUGCCACGGAAUGGAGCAACGAUGAAUGGACGGCCCUCAGAGACGGAUGCCGCCAACAUGCCGUGCUGGAGAUUUUCCUGCUGGAAGUGGGUACAGCUCUGGACCAACAGACCAGCAAAGAUGAAGUCGUAGCGGCUCUGUUAUCCAAACAGAUUGAAAUUGUCAAAGACUUGGCCGACGAGUUCCGAAUGAAAAUUCUCUCUGGGUUUAGCUGCCUCGUCGAGUUGGCCACUGAUGCGCCAAAGGGAAGGGAUGCUUUGAUCGAAACGGUGACCAUUGGCGAAUCCUUGGCAGCUCAAGUUGGUCUGCCAGAGGCUGAAGCUGACCCAUUCGGCCAUAUCAGGGCAGAUGCACUGGACACACUUGCGCGAGUCAUAGCAGAAAGGAUUUCGGAAAAGUUUCGAAAUGCCACAGAAUCGGUGGCACUGCUCGGCGACAAUGAGUUUAGUUCCGUCAUGGAUGCCGUCCUGCAGACUGCAAAUGAGGUACUUUCUGAAAUCAAAAUCAUGGCGAAGGAUGUGGUGGCUGGAAUGCCUUCUGAGUGGGAGUUUGGACCCGUAUUGAUAUGUCUCGUGGCUGAGGAAUGUUCGACGGGGAUGUUGCAGCAAAUAACGUCUGAACAUACGUAUGUUGAGUUGUCAGAGGCACAUCUGUUGGGCCUCGUUGCGUGGGUUGAAAAGUGGAAGCUGACUGUCCAAGAGAUUUUCCCAGAACUGUCAUCCCUGGUCGGCAGCAAAAGGGCAAAUUUUGACAAUCGACCAAUGCUUCGAUCAAGCGACGGAAAGCUUGAUAUAGGCAUGGCAAAGGAGGCUCUCAAAUAUGCCAAUAACCUGUUGUGGGACGUUCAUAACAUGGCGCUCACCGAGUUUGUGUUCAGAACCAAAGAGGAAAUCGCGGAACUGCUCGAUAGGUGUUACAGGGCUGAACAUCAAAAGUUGGAACCAUCCGAUGGACUUCUCACAUCAUCAUUGGAUAUGGACAUCUAUGGAUUCAUUGGUGUCCCCGUGAAGAAAAUCCAGGAGGCUUUGCCCCCAAAAACAAAUGCGAUCCCUCAAUGCUUGGGUGUCAUCCUCAAAUGCCUCUUCGACGCACAAAAGACCCACUUGAAUAUGAUCUUGACUGACUUUGAAAGUUGCUGUGCGAGAGUCAACGAUUUCAGUCAGAUGAAUAGGAAAUGUGAAACUCUCGUUAACGAGAUCCGGGGUCUCGUGGCUCCCGAGUCUUUGGAAGCUCUUAAGAAGCAAGAAGAAUGUGUACGGGAACGUUACACCGCAGAUGCCGUUUAUGCUGCGCAGAAAACCAGCUACUUCAUCUUCAACGACAUCUAUGAAUGCGGCGAUAUCACGGGUAGCCUGUUCAACGAAGUUUGGCUACAAGAUACAGGAAAUGGCAUUGCAGAACAAAUUGUGAUUACGAUGAACGACUACUAUGGUGACUUGAAGGGCUAUCUUGACGACAAAAUGGUCAUCAGGGCCCUUGAAGCACUGAUCAAAAAAUGCUAUGUAUACUACGUGGAGCAGUUGUUAGCCCGGUCGUCUGUGCACAAAAGUACCAACGAAUCUUUCUUUGCAGACAACAAAAAAGCUCUGAAUCGAUUGAAGGAUGACAUUGGCGUCAUCAAGGAGUUCUUUGAAGAGAUUGCAAGUGAAAAGGAAGAGCCAGAGCUGAAAGCAGUGAUCGCUUUAGAGUUUAAAGUGUUGGAAACAAUUCACGAGGUCAUGAGCAUCGCUGCUGGUGCUGGUGUUUCCCAUGAUGAUAUCAAGCCUUGCAUACGGGCAUUGCAUGAUUCACUUGGAAAAUACGCUACCGUGCGCACCAUUGUGAGUGGCCUUUAUCGUUUGGUAAACCCCGCGGAGUUGGAGGCAGCCACCAAAAAACUCGACGAGGAGGAGAAAGAUUUGAAGACCAAUGACAGCAAAGAAGACAUUGAAGUGAUUGCCCACGAAUCGGUGCCAGGACAAAACCUGGAUGUCCUGGUGCUCCUUCCAUCUUACAAACCGCCUCUGGCAAAGGUUGAUAGCAGCGUUUCAUCGCCUACGAAACCACAGCCAAAUGGAUCCCAACAGGCGAAGUCUCUGUUACCACUGGAGCUACAGCAAGAGUUGGCCGCCAGAGGUAUUGGCGGAAGCAACACAACAAUCAUCUCUGAAUUGCUCAAGCGUCUAAAGGCUGCCGAAGAACACUUGCGCCAGAAGAAUCCAAGGCCAGAUGACCAGUUGUGA